GUUCACCAAGUCUAAGUCUUAUUUUAUCGAGUUAACCCUUUUCGAAAACAUAGAUUUUACUGUGCUUAUUAAGAUGCGAAAUGAGAAAUCAAUUAAUUGAGAGUGGAGCUCUACCAUUUCACAUGAGAGAAUAGAUUAAUGGCGAGCGCUUCCUUGUCUUCAUGUUCCUCUUCCUCGAUUAUCCCCUCCCCUCUACCCACCCCCACUGGCGCCUGCCUCUUCCGCCAUCGCUGUGCAGUCGCCGCCACGUCCUCUUCUUCUCUGGUUGCAUUUUCGAAGAUGAAACACUGGAAAGAAGGUGAAUACCCAGGGUUCUCUGAAGUUUCUGUUUCCCACCUAAACAACAAGAAGGGGAGGAGGACCCCUUUUAAGAAAAAAAUCGAUAGAAAGAAUGCUGGCAAUCCUUGGGUCAAUACUGUUUCUGAAGCUCUUUCUGAUUGCAUUGAUAAAAAGCAAUGGCAACAAGCCCUUCAGGUAUUUGAAAUGUUAAAGAAGCAGCCUUUUUAUCUACCAAAAGAAGGUACUUACAUGAAGCUCCUUGUUCUUCUUGGAAGAUGUGGGCAACCAGGGCAGGCUCAACAACUUUUUGAUUCAAUGAUUGAAGAUGGACUAGAGCCCACUUCAGAACUCUAUACGGCCUUGAUUGGUGCUCAUAGUAGAAGCAACUUACUUGACAAGUCAUUUGCUCUUCUUCACUCCAUGAUUGAGCUACCUCAUUGUCAACCAGAUGUUUACACCUACAGUAUAUUAAUCAAGGCAUGUGUGGAUGCCAGCCGAUUUGAUUUGGUUGAGUCCCUUUAUAAACAAAUGGAUGAUCGUUCCAUAGUUCCGAAUACUGUCACUCAGAAUAUAGUCUUGAGUGGUUAUGGUAGAGCAGGCAAGUAUGCAGAAAUGGAGAAAGUGCUUUUAGGGAUGUUAGAGAGUGCUGAUAGCAAACCUGAUGUAUGGACUAUGAACACUAUCUUGAGCAUAUUUGGCAACAAGGGGCUGAUUGAAAUGAUGGAGAGAUGGUAUGAAAAAUUCCGUAAUUUUGGAAUUGAGCCUGAAACGCGGACAUUUAAUAUCCUCAUUGGUGCUUAUGGGAAGAAAAAGAUUUAUGAUAAAAUGUCGUCUGUAAUGGAAUACAUGCGUAAACUUUCAUUUGCAUGGACAAUAUCAACAUACAAUAAUGUCAUUGAGGUGUUCUCAGAUGCAGGUGAUGCAAAGCAUAUGGAAUACACGUUUGAUAAAAUGCAUGCCGAAGGGAUGAAAGCUGACACGAAGACCUUUUGCUGUCUCAUCAGAGGAUAUGCAAAUGCAGGCCUUUUUCAUAAGGUGAUCAACACGGUCCAGUUAGCUGGGGAAUUGGAGAUCCCUGAAAACACUUCCUUGUUCAAUUCUGUUAUUUAUGCGUGCACAAAGGCCGAGGACGUAAUGGAGAUGGAGAGGGUUUUCAAGCGAAUGAAAGAUAAGCAAUGCCGACCGGAUCUCAUAACGUACUCUACUAUGAUUGAUGCAUACCAGAAAGAAGGCAUGACAGACAAAGUUAAUUAUUUGGAACAAGAAAAGCUCAUGAUGGUUGCCAUUCAGUCCAAUGACGGGCACAAUGAUGAGGAAAAGCUUGAGCUGCUGCCUACUUGAGAGCUAAGUAUGCAAUAUCUCUGAACAAUGCAUUGGAGCGACCAAACUACAUCUUUUGUUUGUUUUAUGUAGAACUUUAGAUUGCCUAGAUCAUCUAUCUGUUUUUCUGAAACUGAUAAUUGGCUACUGUCACUGAGUUUAUGAGGUUAAGAGGUGAUCCAGGCAUGACUAAAUACUUACUAGUGUCAACUGUAGAGUUAAUGAUUAAUUCUGGUGUAUUCAGAUUGAGACGAUGAUUUCGUUUUCCUUUUAUAUUAUAGAUUUCUAACUUUUUGUAUCAGAACCAUCCUUUCUCCUACUGAAAUGUUAUGUGAAUAAAAUUUGUUAUUUGAAGUUCAA
This is a messenger RNA of Capsicum annuum, 1959 nucleotides long. Its product is annotated as pentatricopeptide repeat-containing protein At3g06430, chloroplastic. The transcript has 2 exons. The record is from RefSeq and is a predicted model, not a curated record. The coding region runs from base 139 to 1620 and encodes 493 amino acids. Lineage: Eukaryota; Viridiplantae; Streptophyta; Magnoliopsida; Solanales; Solanaceae. Gene Ontology annotation, molecular function: mRNA binding; protein binding.